AUGGCGUUUCACAGCGGCGACCAAUUGACGCUGCUGCAAAAGUGGACGACAAGAGCGUCUGAAUCCCAGUUCAAUGCUCUAUCAGGAGCCAUAGGAGGUUUCACUUCCGGCAUCAUUACCUGCCCCCUCGAUGUUAUCAAGACAAAACUUCAGGCACAGGGAGGCUUCGUGCCCGUGAACAAGGGCAGGCAUGUAGGCCACCACAAGGUUUAUGAGGGACUUCUGGGCACAGCAAGAGUCAUAUGGAAGGAAGAGGGUCUUCGUGGCAUGUAUCGAGGACUAGGACCUAUUAUCCUUGGAUAUCUACCAACAUGGGCCGUUUGGUUUACUGUGUAUACAAAGAGCAAGGAGUUCUUCGCGGAGCGUGAUGUGCGAAACCAAUUCGUCAUUAAUUUCUGGUCCUCAAUCGUCGCAGGCGCCAGCAGUACCGUAGUCACGAAUCCUAUCUGGGUCAUCAAGACCCGGCUCAUGUCACAGUCCUCACGGCAUGUGUCCGAUUUUCCGAGGACGGGCAGCACGCCGACAUCGAGGCCAAGUGUCAGCUCAUCCUGGCACUAUAACUCGACGCUCGAUGCCGCGAGGAAGAUGUACUCGUCAGAGGGCAUUCUAUCAUUCUACUCGGGGCUCACACCAGCAUUGCUCGGCUUGAGCCAUGUUGCCGUACAGUUCCCUGCUUACGAAUUCUUGAGACAAAAGUUUACCGGUCAGCGAAUGGGCCAUAUGGGAGAAGACAAUUCGCAAAGACAAUGGGUCGGUGUGCUCUCGGCUUCGAUAUUAUCUAAGAUCCUGGCAAGCUCGGCAACGUAUCCCCAUGAGGUCAUUAGGACAAGGUUGCAGACGCAGAGAAGACCGGCAGCUGGGUCCGAAUACCUCCAAGGACUUGGGGUUAAUCCCCCUAGCGAAAAAGGCGUCAAUGGAGCAGGAAAAGCUGUUCAUGAACCCAAGUACAAAGGUGUUAUGAUGACAUUCCGAACAAUAUUAAGAGAGGAGGGUUGGAGGGCUUUUUAUGCGGGCAUGGGCGUCAACAUGGCCCGAGCCGUGCCGGCCGCUACCGUCACUAUGAUGACCUACGAAUAUGUGAUGAAGACAUUACACGAGGAGAAGGCGGCGGCACUCCAGGUCAUGGGUCGAGCCAGUUCGACACCAGAGAUUCCCGAGCCCUAA
Molecule: messenger RNA, 1164 nt
Organism: Truncatella angustata
Lineage: Eukaryota; Fungi; Ascomycota; Sordariomycetes; Amphisphaeriales; Sporocadaceae
Product: mitochondrial carrier protein
Exons: 2
Coding region: 1-1164 (387 amino acids)
Biological process (GO): pyrimidine nucleotide import into mitochondrion
Cellular component (GO): mitochondrion
Molecular function (GO): pyrimidine nucleotide transmembrane transporter activity
Source: RefSeq, a predicted model, not a curated record